AUGGCAAACUCCAUCCAUGGAAGAAAACGGUUCUCUUCUGCCUCUGACAUAUGUGGUCUAAGCAGAUGUAGACGGAGUGCAUCUUCUAUAUCCCAGCCUGGUGGAAGAAGUGGAAUUGGUGGCUAUAGCACCGGGAGUCUCUCAACCACAGGUGGAAUCAGAAGAAUUUCUUGCGUUGGAGGCUACCAGAUUGGGGGCUAUGGAGGUCUUGGUUUUGGACAUCACAUUACCUAUGGCGGUCAGAGCUAUUGUGGCAUUCCAAGAAGCUACGUUGAGCUCAGAAAUUAUGCUGGCAGUGGUCAAAAUGACCCUUUCCAUGAAGUCAGCAUCAACGAACACCUCCUAAAACCACUCUGUGUAGGAGUUGACCCUGAGAUCCAGAAAAUACGCACUAAAGAGAAGGAACAGAUGAAAUCUCUCAACAACCAGUUUGCUUGCUUCAUUGAUCAGGUCCGAUGUCUAGAGCAGAGGAACAAGGUGUUGGUAACCAAAUGGAAUGUCCUGCAAGAGCAGAUGCCAACUGCUAGGACAGAUCUCAAUUCCCUCUUUGCAAGAUGCAUCUGUGGCCUACGCAAGCAGCUGGACUUCUUGCAGAAUGAAAAGGAGCAAAUGGAACCGCAGCUGCAGGACAUACAGCAGAGCAUAGAGGAGCUUAAAUGCAGGUAUGAGGAGGAAAUCAACAGACGCACGGCUGUAGAGAAUGAUUUUGUUCUGCUUAAGAAGGAUGUAGAUAGUGCUUUCUUGAACAAGGUGGAGCUGGAAGCCAAGGUGGAAACAAUGAAGAGGGAGGCUCAAUUCCUGAGGUGUGUGCAUAAGGAGGAAUUAGCACAACUGGAUGGCCAUGUCUGUGACACUAAUAUCCUUUUGCAAAUGGACAACAGUCGAGGCUUGGAUGUUGACAGCAUCAUCAAAAAUGUUGAGGCCUGGUAUCAGAGCAUCGCCCAGAGGAGCAAAGAAGAAGUCAAUGCUUUGUAUGAAAACAGGUUCCAAGAGCUCCAGGAGCAAAGAGGGAAAUACUCAGACAAUCUGAAGAUAAACCAGCACGAGAUUGCCGAUCUGACCAGGCUGGUCAAUAAGUUGCAGUCUGAGAAUGAUGCUAUUAAAAAGCAGGUUGAUGUUUUGCAAUCAGCCAUUUGUGAUGUUGAGCACCGUGGAGAUGGUGCUCUUAAAGAUGCUCGAGAUAAGCAUAUUGAGCUGCAGACAGCCCUGCAGAAGGCCAAGGACAACCUAGCUGGCUUGCUGAGGGACUACCAUGAACUUCUGAACACCAAGUUGGCUCUGGAUAUUGAGAUUGCUACAUAUAAGACACUCCUGGAAGGGGAGGAGUGCAGGUAG
Zootoca vivipara (common lizard) is the source of this 1335-nucleotide messenger RNA. NCBI's taxonomy places the organism in Eukaryota, Metazoa, Chordata, Lepidosauria, Squamata, Lacertidae. The record is from RefSeq and is a predicted model, not a curated record.